Blepharisma stoltei is the source of this 1044-nucleotide messenger RNA. The record is from the annotation of a GenBank genome assembly. NCBI's taxonomy places the organism in Eukaryota, Ciliophora, Heterotrichea, Heterotrichida, Blepharismidae.
AUGGAGUCAGAGACAAUGAACUAUAAAUACCUUGGAAAUUCUGGUCUCAAGGUGUCUGUCCUCGGUUUUGGGAACAUGACAAGUGGCUGGGCAGAAGGAACUGAGCAGUGGAACUUUGAAUGUAUGAAUAAAUGUGUCAGGGGUGGCAUCAAUUUCUUCAACACUGCAGAAGUAUAUGGAAUGGGAUCAGCUGAGACCAUCCUCGGCAAUAACCUAAAGCAAGGAGGCUGGGAUAGAGACGAUCUAAUCAUCAGCACAAAUUUAAUCCCUACCAAAGUUAUAGGAAUUCAAGGAUUAAGCAGAAAAAGGCUUCGUCAAGCCAUAAAUCACUCCCUCCAGCGGCUUCAGUUAGACUAUAUCGACGUUCUUUAUCUCCAUAGAUUUGACUAUGAAGUCCCUCUUGAAGAAACCAUAAGAAUCAUCAACGACUUAAUUGAUGACGACAAAGCGUUUUAUUGGGGAACUUCAGAGUUCACCCCUCAGCAACUGUCUGAAUGCCACAGAAUCUGUGAAAAGCACGGCUGGAUCCCACCAAUUGUCGAGCAAGCACAGUAUCAUAUGUUUGAGAGAGAAAAAAUAGAAAGAGAUUAUGUCCCUAUUUUUAGAGAAUAUGGGAUGGGGACUACUGUUUGGAGUCCUUUAGCUGGAGGACUUUUAUCAGGGAAGUAUAAUGAUGGAAAAAUUGUUCCUGGGAGAGCUGAGAGUGGCUUAGCUGCAGCAGUUUAUAAGCAGAAAUUUGAUAAUUAUAUUGGGAAUAGAAAAGAGGACGCUGUAAGAACUUUGAAGGGGCUGCAAAGUUUGGCUGAAGAGCUUGGAUGUACGCAAAGUCAACUGGUUUUGGCUUGGGUUAUUAAAAAUCCUGAUGUGACGACUGCAAUACUUGGGGCUUCUUCUCCAGGACAGUUAGAUGAGAAUUUAGCUGCAGUUGAAGUUGUGAAAAAAAUUACUCCUGAAGUGUUGGCUAGGAUUGAAGAUUUACUAGGAAAUCGUCCCAAUCCUUCUAUGAAUUGGAGAACUUUCACUCCAAAUCCACCUCGGCGCUAG